GGGCGACGUGAUGCUUCCGCCCGGCACUCCCAGCUGCUAAGUCUGCCCUGCGAAGACUCCGCGCGCGCUUAAGGCGCACGUUGUUUACUUUGGCCGCAUGGCUUUGCAGAGCUCGGCGGUGAAAUUCCGCAGGAUCCUGGCUCAUUUCCCUCAAGAGCUCAGCCUAGCUUUUGCUUAUGGGUCCGGGGUCUUUCAGCAAGCGGGGGCCUCUACCGUGGAAACGGGGAACAAUAUGCUGGACUUUGUGUUUGCUGUUGAUGAUUCUGUGACAUGGCAUAUGAUGAACCUGUUAAAGAAUCGUAAUCAUUAUUCCUUUCUAAAAUAUUUUGGGCCCAAGCCAAUCAGCAACGUACAGAACUAUGGAGCAGGGAUUUACUACAAUACACUAGUGCCUUGUAAUGGCAGGGUUAUAAAAUAUGGUGUUAUUAGUACUGAUGUUCUGAUUGAAGAUUUGCUUCGCUGGAAGACACUCUAUGUAGCUGGACGACUACAAAAGCCGGUGAAAAUCCUUACUCAGAAUGAGAACGUUAAGCUGCAAGCUGCCCUUGCUAGUAACUUGAAGAGUGCAGUCACAGCAGCCUUUCUUAUGUUACCUGAAAGUUUCUCUGAAGAGGAUCUUUAUAUGCAGAUUGCUGGGCUCUCUUAUUGUGGUGACUUCAGAAUGAUAAUUGGAGAAGAUAAGUCAAAGGUUAUGAACAUAGUGAAGCCUAAUAUGUUGCAUUUUCAGAAGCUCUACAGUAACAUAUUAGAAGAUUGCCCACAAGUGGUGUACAAGCACCAGCAGGGGAAGCUGGAGAUAGAUAAGAGUCCAGAAGGUCAAUUUGUGCAGCUAAUGGCUCUGCCGAGGACCCUACAGCAACAAAUAACUUUUCUCAUGGAUCCUCCGGGAAAGAACAGAGAUGUGGAAGAAAUUUUACUGCAAGUUGCCCAUGACCCUGACUGUGGAUUAGUGGUACACCAGGGCAUUUCAGGAAUUGUGAGAUCGUCCAGCCUAAUUCAGAGUGCUAAAACCACCCUAACAGCUGGAAUAAAAAAAUCUGUGACUUACAGCAUGAAGAAGAUGUACAAAAUGUCAAAAGGAUGGCUGAGGAAGACAUGACACCCAGAGGGCUGGACUUUUUGAAAAAUCAGCUGAUCCUCUUUGUGGCUGAAGGUUAUUCCCAUUUGACCUGCUGCAUCACCUUGCCUUGGAAAAUUAAGAAUAUGCAGAAACAUGUUUGUGCUAUUUAUACACCAACAGUGUUGCGCAGACUAUAAACACAGGAGAUCACCAGUUUUGGUUUCUUGAAGAA
This is a messenger RNA of Lacerta agilis (Sand lizard), 1292 nucleotides long. It is a transcript of the gene TAMM41, whose product is annotated as TAM41 mitochondrial translocator assembly and maintenance homolog. Bases 98 to 1099 code for a protein of 333 amino acids. Gene Ontology annotation, cellular component: mitochondrion. Gene Ontology annotation, molecular function: phosphatidate cytidylyltransferase activity. NCBI's taxonomy places the organism in Eukaryota, Metazoa, Chordata, Lepidosauria, Squamata, Lacertidae. The transcript is spliced from 8 exons. The record is from RefSeq and is a predicted model, not a curated record. Gene Ontology annotation, biological process: cardiolipin biosynthetic process; CDP-diacylglycerol biosynthetic process.